AUGCUCUUACCAUCUAACCAGCCCAAUUGUACUCUCCUACAUCCUCUAGAUCCAGCAACUCCAUUGCCUUCUAAUAAAAUUGAAUUAUCUGAUCGUAUAAAAAGAGGUCCUUAUCAACCAAUUCUUGAAAACUAUCCAAGAACCAAAAUGUCAAACACUCAAAGGCAAUUUCAUAAAGAAUGGUUUAAGAGUUUCAGCUGGCUGGAAUACAGUGUUAAACUAGAUCGUGCUUAUUGUUUCAGCUGUAGAGUUUUUUUACACUCUAAUGGAAAAAAUAAUGGACAAUUAGAUAAGACCUUCUCACAUUUGGGUUUUAAUAAUUGGCGUUUAGGAACUAAUAAGUUUAGAACACAUCAGCUUUCCAUGUCCCAUAUAAACAGUACUACUUCAAUGAGUUAUUUUUUAAACUGUAAAUCAAUAGAUGUUCUGAUAGACAAAAGUAAUGAAAUUCAGCUUGCUCAAAAAGAGAAACAAAAAUUGCAUAACAGACAAAUAAUGUAUCGUCUUAUUGAUGUUACUUUAUGCUUAGGAUUAGGUGGCCGUCCAUUUCGUGGACAUAUUGAAAAAAGUUCAAAAUUACACCAAGGGCUGUUUAUAGAAUUAGUCAAUUUGCUUAAAAAAUAUGAUCCAGUAUUAAAAUAUCAUUUAGAUAAUGGGCCUCGGAAUGCGUUAUAUACGAGAAAAUUUCUACUGAACUUUGUGGAAAAAAAGUUUCAAUCAUCGCGGACGAAACUAGUGAUGUUGGUCACAAUGAGAAAAUGUCUUUUGUUAUCCGAUAUUAUUCAUCAGAGAAAAAAAAGACCAGUUGAAAGAUUUUUUUGUUUAAGAAGAUUAUUACAUGGAGAUGCUCAGACUAUUUUUUUGGAAUUAUGUGAUGUAUUGAACAAUAUAGGUAUUGAAUGGCAUAAUGUGUUAUCGGUUUGCUUCGACGGUGCUUCUACAAUGUCUGGUCAUGUAGCAGGCGUCCAAGCUAAAUGUAGUUGUGUACGUCAUACUAUAUUAGAGAAAAUUUCAACUUCAAUGAAUAUAAAGUUAAAAACAUUGAAGACACUGUCAACUACAAGGUGGGCAUGCCGUUCUGAAGCAAUUGAGGCAAUUAAACAUAAUUAUGAAGCAAUAUUAAAAGCUUUGGAGGAAAUAUCAGACUCAACAAAUCUUCCAGAUGUAAGAGCCAAAACAAAAGGUCUCAUUUAUUCUUUGAAAACUUUUAAAUUUAUUUUUGCUAUGUAUAUGUUAAGCCCUAUUCUAAAUUUAGUAAACAAAGUUAGUGCCACAUUACAAUCACCUAACUUGGAUUUACAUACAGCAGUUACACUAAUCACUGCCUUGCAAAACUCUCUUCAAACAAUGAGAUCAGACAACACAUUUAAUACAAUUUUUGAUGAAACUAAAAUGGCUUGUACUAAAAUUGAUGUAUCCAUACCUGAAGUAAAAAGGCGUAAAGUAUCAACUAAAGUAGAUUCUGAACAUCAUUCGCAGCAUUUUUUUGAAAAUACAAAAGACGAAAUGAAGAUAACUGUAUACAACAGUGUUAUUGAUAAAAUGUUAAAUGGCAUCAAAGAACAUAUUCAAACUAUUUCUGAUACAUUUAGUUUAUCUUUUGAUCAACUCGAUUCUGAAGUCAGACUGUUUACACAAAUAGAUGACAUACCAAGAGGAAGCAAUAAUAGCACAAUAACUCAGUGGUUGAGUUGGAUAACUAAGGAUGGAACAGACCGAAUGAGAACUUUUGAAAAUAUAUAUAAAGUUUUACAAGAAUUUACUACCAUACCAGUCACUAGUUGCUCUUGUGAAAGAGCUUUUUCAAAAAUAGCAAUAGUUAAAAAUAAAUUACGCAGUACAAUGGCUCAACAAAGGUUAGAUGCCUUACUAACAAUUUUUAUUGAACAAGAAAUUGUAAACUCUUUAGAUAUGGAGGAAAUUAUUGAUGAGUUUAAAACACUGACACCAAUCCAAAGAAGAUUACCAUUAUAA
Molecule: messenger RNA, 1974 nt
Organism: Metopolophium dirhodum (rose-grain aphid)
Lineage: Eukaryota; Metazoa; Arthropoda; Insecta; Hemiptera; Aphididae
Exons: 4
Coding region: 1-1974 (657 amino acids)
Molecular function (GO): protein dimerization activity
Source: RefSeq, a predicted model, not a curated record